AUGGACUUCGUGUUUGGUCUUCCGCGCGAUUCCAGGCGGAAGACUGGCAUUGUAGUCUUUGUGGACCGCUUCAGCAAGAUGGUGCAUCUCGCUGCGGUCGCUGCGGAGGUGACCUCCGUACAGACGGCACGCCUGUUCGUCGACGUGGUGUUCAAACACCAUGGCAUGCCCACCGCCUUUGUGUCGGACCGCGAUCCGCGUUUCAGGCGCGUUUCUGGCAAGAAGUGUUCACACUUCUUGGAACACGGAUCUACGGUUGCACCCAAACAACCGCAGAAUUCAGCUGAUACGAACCUAUCAGCGGCGAUGACACGUGCGAGAGCGAGAGCCCGCACACGACAAAGCGACGUGUCAGUGCCGAACACUGACACUGUGAAGAACCACGAGCAGGCGAUACCUGCUGCGACCAAAGACAAUGUGUCUGUGCGGGGCACAGACACCGAGAAGAUUCACGCACAGGCUGGGCCUGAAGCGAUCACACCCGAAGUGUCAGUGCCGGGCACUGACAUCCCAAAGAGCCACGCACAAUCAGGGACUGAUGCGACUACAAGUGGCGAGUCUGUGCAGGGCACAGACGCGGACAAGAUCAACGAACUGGACCCGGGGUUCAGCUCUCAAGCAAUGGACUUUGUCCACGAACGACAAGCAGUCGUUCGCUUUGUACAAGAUGCAAUUGCAGCUUCUGCGGAAAGACAGAAGCUGAACGCAGACAAUAACGGAAGA
Messenger RNA from Phytophthora megakarya, 723 nucleotides. The record is from the annotation of a GenBank genome assembly. Lineage: Eukaryota; Oomycota; Peronosporomycetes; Peronosporales; Peronosporaceae.